Messenger RNA from Chrysoperla carnea, 1635 nucleotides. RefSeq names its product presenilin-1 (gene Psn). Gene Ontology annotation, cellular component: growth cone; mitochondrial inner membrane; Z disc. Bases 153 to 1616 code for a protein of 487 amino acids. Gene Ontology annotation, molecular function: aspartic endopeptidase activity, intramembrane cleaving. The record is from RefSeq and is a predicted model, not a curated record. Gene Ontology annotation, biological process: calcium ion transport; amyloid-beta metabolic process; Notch receptor processing. NCBI's taxonomy places the organism in Eukaryota, Metazoa, Arthropoda, Insecta, Neuroptera, Chrysopidae. The transcript is spliced from 9 exons.
UAAAGAAACUUGCUAUAACUUGCGGUAAAUCCAUCCUUCAUAUUUGUUUAUACCUUCAUGUUAUUAUGUUGAAUGAUAAAACUGUUAUCAAUAGUGCUUUUUAAAUGAUAAUAUUUUUUUAUUUUUACUUGAUUUUAUCGAUUACAUUGUGAAUGUCUGAUACAGAAAGUGAUUCAGAAGCAACAAACGAGACCACUAGAUUAAUGGACGGACAUGUGGCAAGGGAAACGGAUGAGCCAAGCUCUGAUAAAAAUGCAUGGAGACGUAGGCCGAAAAGUUCGUCUCCAAAUAAUCCUACUUACGGAGGAACAGAUACUACACCAAUCCCAGCGGUAAAUAUUAGACAACCGUCUACACAGCCUUCUACACCUAGAGAUGCCUCAGAAAAUUAUGAUGUUGAUUUAAUUGAUGAAGAAGAGGAAUUAAAAUAUGGAGCAAAACAUGUUAUAAAAUUGUUUGUGCCGGUGUCACUAUGUAUGUUGGUCGUUGUAGCCACAAUUAGUUCGGUUACGUUUUACACAAAGAAAGAUGUUUAUCUUAUUUACACACCGUUUCAUGAAGAAAGUGCAGAUACAAGUACCAAAGUUUGGAAUGCUGUAGCCAAUUCUUUAAUUUUGAUGGUCGUUAUUGUUAUUAUGACUGUUUUAUUGAUUAUUUUAUAUAAAAAUCGAUGUUAUACGGUAAUUCACGGAUGGUUAAUUAUUUCCUCGUUAAUGCUUUUGUUUAUAUUUUCCUAUUUAUAUUUAGAAGAAUUAUUACGCGCUUAUAACAUUCCAAUGGAUUAUAUAACUUUAACAAUAUUUAUGUGGAAUUUUGGUGUCGUUGGAAUGGUCUGUAUUCAUUGGCAAGGACCGCUACGUUUACAACAAGGAUAUUUAAUAUUUGUAGCGGCAUUAAUGGCUUUAGUAUUUAUUAAAUAUUUACCUGAAUGGACCACUUGGGUCGUUUUAGCAGUCAUUUCAAUCUGGGAUUUGGUUGCUGUAUUGACACCUAAAGGACCAUUACGUAUUCUAGUAGAAACUGCUCAAGAACGAAAUGAACAAAUAUUUCCAGCAUUAAUCUAUUCAUCAACAUUUAUGUACAGUUCAAUUGGAAUGGCCAGUGGUGAUAAUGCAGAACGCUCAAAUAGACCUAGUCAACAACAGGAAAAUACCAGACAAGAAACAGGUGAUCCAGAAAGUGGAUUUUCAUCCGAAUGGAUGAAUACAAAUCAAGAAAGAGUAGCACGUCGCCAACUUGAAGUUCGACAAGUUGCUGGAAAUAGAUCUACACCGGAAUAUCGUACCCAAACUACUAAUAAUUCGCAGGGAAAUCGACAACAACAAGAAAUGAUGGAAGAUGAAGAACGUGGAGUUAAAUUAGGAUUAGGUGAUUUCAUAUUCUACAGUGUACUAGUGGGUAAAGCAUCCUCAUAUGGAGAUUGGAAUACCACAUUAGCCUGUUUUGUCGCUAUUUUAAUUGGUUUGUGUUUAACAUUACUCCUUUUGGCAAUAUUUAAGAAAGCAUUACCUGCAUUGCCAAUUUCAAUAACAUUUGGUUUAAUAUUUUAUUUUACAACAAGAGAGAUUGUUAAACCAUUUGCAGAUAAUUUGGCUAGUGAACAAGUAUUCAUUUAAUAUUCGUAUUUCUUAUAAA